Syngnathus acus (greater pipefish) is the source of this 1666-nucleotide messenger RNA. It is a transcript of the gene grik6, whose product is annotated as glutamate receptor U1. Gene Ontology annotation, biological process: monoatomic ion transport; modulation of chemical synaptic transmission; synaptic transmission, glutamatergic. The transcript has 10 exons. The coding region runs from base 130 to 1521 and encodes 463 amino acids. Gene Ontology annotation, molecular function: AMPA glutamate receptor activity; transmitter-gated monoatomic ion channel activity involved in regulation of postsynaptic membrane potential. Lineage: Eukaryota; Metazoa; Chordata; Actinopteri; Syngnathiformes; Syngnathidae. Gene Ontology annotation, cellular component: dendritic spine; AMPA glutamate receptor complex; postsynaptic membrane. The record is from RefSeq and is a predicted model, not a curated record.
UCACUGCUGAUGAUCACCAAUUUGGCAAUCCUCACAUCACUCUGUGGCUCAAUUCAGUUUGUCGACGUCCCAGACCAGCGGUCAGGUGCCGUGUUAAAAUUAAAAGGAUAGCAACAUCAAAUCUUCAGGAUGCUGUUUGUUUUUUUAUCAUCUGUUUGGUUCCUCUUCAACAUUGGGACAAGCACUGCAGGGCAAUCUGAUCUGAGAAUUACAACAAUCCUGCAAGAGCCUUACACAAUGUCCAAAGGCUCCCAACUGGAAGGCUUCUGCAUGGACCUGUUGUCUGAAGUAGCCAAAAAGCUGGACUUCAGGUACAAAGUGCACCUGGUGAAGGACGCCUCGUAUGGCAGACAGGAUGACAACGGACAAUGGAACGGGAUGGUUGGCGAAGUGGUGCGAGGGGAGGCCGAUUUGGCAAUCGCACCGCUGACCCUCACCGCGGCUCGGGAGAAGGCGGUAGGCAUGACCAAACCCUUCAUGCAGACAGGAAUAAGCAUCCUGCUGAGGAAGGACAUCUCUGAGGGGACGGGCUUCUUUGACUUCCUCACUCCCUUUUCAGCCGAGACUUGGGCUGGUAUUAUCAUCGCCUACCUGGGAACUGCUGCCUGCAUCUCUAUUGUGGCCAGGGUCAGCCCGAGUGAGUGGAGUCAACCUGAGAGUGAGCGGAGCAUGUUCAACCUUGCACACAGUCUGUGGUACGCCGCCGGGGCGCUAACGCUACAAGGUGCUGGCCCGCAUCCCAACGCGCUGUCAGGACGUGUGGUCUGCUGCAGCUGGUGGCUCUUUGCUGUGGUCAUUCUGGCUUGUUAUUUCUCCAACCUCAGCUCAUCCAAAAGCUCAGAGUCCACUCAGCUGAGCGUGAAAGGCUUCGAGGACUUGGCUAAUCAAGAUGUGAUUGAAUACGGAUGUUUGAGCGCCUCGUCCACGCUGGCCUUCUUCAAGAAUUCCGACAACCCGGUGUAUCGCAGGAUCUACGAGCACAUGGAGAGAAGUCAAAGUCUUGUAUCGUCCAUGGAUGAAGGCAUCCGGCGUGCAAAGGAAGGCAACUUUGCCUUCAUCGGGGAGUCGGUGUCUCUGGACUUGGCGGUGGCACGCCACUGCGACCUGGUCAGAGCUCACGAGGUGGUCGGCAUGAGAGGAUACAGCAUCGCCGCCAGGCUGGAAUCUCCGAUCAUAAAGAAUCUGAGUGUAGCCAUCCUGCAGCUGAGCGAGGCGGGCGAGCUGGCUUAUCUGCAGAGCAAAUGGUGGGCCAGCAGCUGCAUGGUGGACAAGGCUAAGGCGGCAGCUGUGCAACCGCAUAGUCUCAAGGGAAUGUUUGUGGUCCUUGCGUUGGGCCUCACGCUUGGAAUGCUGCUGGCCAUCCUGGAGCUCGCCUCCAGGAGUCGCAGCAGUGCAGUGGAGCAGAAGAAAUCCUUCUGCCGGGUGCUGACUGAAGAGCUCGGCUUGCGUUUCAGGAACAAAAGCAACAGUGCGACAAAGCGAGCUGAAGAGCUCGCUGAUAAAGAAACAGAAAAAGCAUAGAAUCAUUCGUCACCUACUGACAAAUGGCCUAUAACUUAUAAAAACCUCUAACAAUAAUAGCUCAGUAAUAAUUCAUCCAAAUACACAAAUAAUUAACAACUAAUUGUGAGCUGAAAUAACACUUUGCAUAAAAGUAAAAACUAAA